Messenger RNA from Nerophis ophidion (straightnose pipefish), 2905 nucleotides. RefSeq names its product ceramide synthase 2-like. The transcript has 11 exons. Lineage: Eukaryota; Metazoa; Chordata; Actinopteri; Syngnathiformes; Syngnathidae. Gene Ontology annotation, molecular function: DNA binding; sphingosine N-acyltransferase activity. The coding region runs from base 446 to 1597 and encodes 383 amino acids. The record is from RefSeq and is a predicted model, not a curated record. Gene Ontology annotation, biological process: ceramide biosynthetic process. Gene Ontology annotation, cellular component: membrane.
UCCUUCUUCACUCCGCCCCCGGCCUGCUUCACGCCCGCCCCGCCUGCACUUCUUUCUUUUUUCCCCCCGCCACUUCCAGCCCGCCUACCCGGCCUUCGGCUCCCUCUGGCCGGCUGCAGACCCUCCGACUCCCGGGACUCACUCAGCGGGACAGAGCGCCGGUUCAGGUGGAGGGAAUUCUACUUACCGGGCAGUCGCAUUGCAGCAUCCCCAUCCCCGUCUCCGGGACCCCGCAUCAUAAUCUGCAGUUUGGAUGAAUUUGCGAGGCGAGGAGCGUUCAAGUUGCGGGUGAAAAUGUGACCGAGUGGCCGCUGCUUGGACACGAGAAAGCCGCCUGGUUAGCCUUCACCCCGCGGCACCGUUAUUAGCUUUCCCCACAUCUGCUCUUCAUCAUUUCCCGACGCCAUUUCCAGGCGUAAAAGACGGAACACGCAAAACAACAAGGAUGCUGUCCGAGCUGAGCCAGUGGUUCUGGCAGGAGCGGCUGUGGUUUCCGAAAGGCCUGGGUUGGGCCGACCUGGAGGAUCGGGAAGGACGAGUGUACGCCAAAGCGGAGGACCUGUGGGUGGCCCUGCCCAUUGCUCUUGUAUUUCUGAUCGUGCGUCAGAUCUUUGAAAGGACGGUGGCGACGCCUCUGGCCUCUCUGCUGGGGGUGAAAGAAACGGAGCGGCUGCGGGCGCCUCCCAACCCCACGCUGGAGUCCUACUACUGUACUGUGACCAAAAACCCCACACAGGUUUCAGUGGUGACCCUUUGCAAGCAGACAGGCUGCUCGGAAAGACAAGUGCAGCGAUGGUUUAGAAGACGGAGGAAUCAGGACAGGCCCAGCUUGCUGAAGAAGUUUCGAGAGGCCAGUUGGAGAUUUACCUUUUACCUUCUUGCUUUCAUUGCUGGCCUGGCCGCCCUCAUCGACAAACCAUGGCUGUAUGACCUAAAGGAAAUGUGGGAAGGCUUUCCUGUGCUGACUCUUCUACCAUCUCAGUAUUGGUACUACAUGAUAGAACUGGGCUUCUACGGCUCGCUGCUCUUCAGUGUGGCCUCCGACGUUAAACGCAAAGACUUCAAGGAGCAGAUUGUCCACCACGUUGCAACCAUCCUCCUCAUCAGCUUCUCCUGGUGCGUCAACUACAUCCGUGCCGGAACCCUCAUCAUGCUGGUGCACGACUCCUCCGAUUACCUCCUCGAGUCUGCAAAGAUAUUCAACUAUGCAGGCUGGAGGAACGCGUGUAACUACAUCUUCAUCGUGUUUGCCGGCGUCUUCAUCGUCACUCGCCUCGUCAUCUUCCCUUUCCGGAUCAUCUACUGCACAUGGGUGUACCCCGUGACCAUCUACGAACCGUUCUUUGGGUACUACUUCUUCAACGGGCUGUUGAUGGUGCUGCAGUCGCUUCACAUCUUGUGGGCUGUUCUCAUCAUACGAAUAGCCGUCCGCUUCCUCACCAACAACGAGAAAGUGGACGACGAGAGGAGCGACAAGGACGAGACGGACGAGACGGACGAGGAAGAGGAGGAAGAAGUGAGAAAGAGCCGUCAGAAAAACGGGCCGCUGCAGAACGGCCACGCGGUCCACAACAACAACCACAGCAAGACGGAAUGACACGAAACGCGCGGGGGGAGAACUCGUGACCCUCGGCGGGGCCAGCGGCGCCCCCGAGCGAGGGGAGGAAGAACGCUUGAGUGGCGGGAAGAAGAGGAAUGGCGGCGUUUUAGUCACGCGUGGAAAGGUUAGCGCAGCGAGGAAAGGAGACAGUGUUACCUUUGCACAUCACACAACACAUUAGUUACACCGGCAUGGCUCCGUUCUUGCUUCCUCCUUUUUGCCCGGGUGUGACCGACACUUUAGACAGGGAAGAACAUGGAGACGAGAGGGGCGCCGCGCUUCCUUCCUGUGUGCCUUAGAGCCAGACCCCUGGCUUUCCAAGAAAUGCCAUUUUAGACCCGAUGCUUUAAUUAUUUUUUAAUCUGUCGCUUUGUGCUUGGAGUGGUGCUCCACGGGAGGCCAAGACCUUUGAUUUCCUACGUUUUGUCUAUGCAACCACAGGAGUGUUGAGCUAUUGCGAUGCCUUUGCACAACCCCGCACUUCCCGCUCUCGCUUUUUUUUUUCUUUCACAGCACUCGCCAACUUGUUGCAGGUGUGGCUCGUGCAGUCUGUGAAGCGUUGGCAAUGUGGGGGCCACGUCGCUGCCUCACAGGACCUUUAAAGGGGAACCGCACUACGUUUUGAUAUCGUUCACAAUCCCAUUGCGAGACAAGAACACACAUCUAUCUCUUUUUUUAUGCAUUCUAAAUCGUAAAAAGCAUCUAGCAAGAGGCAGUUAGCAAUUCAGAUAAUUAGUAUCCCUCUAAAAUAAGGAUUCUUAACCUUUUUUUUCCACCUUGGGGCCUAAAUAUUAACACUAAAUUAGUAAUAUUACCAACUUGAGGGUUGCAGGUUCGAUCCCCGCUUCCGCCAUCCCAGUCACUGCCGUUGUGUCCUUGGGCAAGACACUUUACCCACCUGCUCCCAGUGCCACCCACGCUGGUUUAAAUGUAACUUAGAUAUUGGGAGGGGUUAGUGCGUCUGCCUCACAAUACGAAGCUCCUGCAGUCCUGGGUUCAAUUCCAGGCUCGGGAUCUUUAUGUGUGGAGUUUGCAUGUUCUCCCCGUGAAUGCGUGGGUUCCCUCCGGGUACUCCGGCUUCCUCCCACUUCCAAAGACAUGCACCUGGGGAUAAGUUGAUUGGCAACACUAAAUUGGCCCUAGUGUGUGAAUGUUGUCUGUCUAUCUGUGUUGGCCCUGCGAUGAGGUGGCGACUUGUCCAGGGUGUACCCCGCCUUCCGCCCGAUUGUAGCUGAGAUAGGCGCCAGCGCCCCCCGCGACCCCACAAGGGAAUAAGCGGUAGAAAAUGGAUGGAUGGAUGGACUA